This is a messenger RNA of Peromyscus eremicus (cactus mouse), 1483 nucleotides long. RefSeq names its product creatine kinase B (gene Ckb). The record is from RefSeq and is a predicted model, not a curated record. Bases 127 to 1272 code for a protein of 381 amino acids. Lineage: Eukaryota; Metazoa; Chordata; Mammalia; Rodentia; Cricetidae. Gene Ontology annotation, molecular function: creatine kinase activity. Gene Ontology annotation, biological process: phosphocreatine biosynthetic process. The transcript is spliced from 8 exons.
AGGCUGGCGACGCGCCCCUUAAGAGCUCCGGAGCAGCCAGGGGCCGACGUUCGUCUGUGCUGCGCCAGGAGCUGCUCAGGCAUUCUGCACCCCCGCUCUGUCCUGCAUCCCGCCGCCGCCGCCGCCAUGCCCUUCUCCAACAGCCAUAAUACGCAGAAGCUGCGCUUCCCGGCCGAGGAUGAGUUCCCUGAUCUGAGCAGCCAUAACAACCAUAUGGCCAAGGUGCUGACCCCCGAGCUGUAUGCCGAGCUCCGUGCCAAGUGCACACCAAGCGGCUUCACGCUGGACGACGCCAUUCAGACUGGCGUGGACAAUCCGGGCCACCCGUUCAUCAUGACGGUGGGUGCGGUGGCGGGCGACGAGGAGACCUACGAGGUGUUCAAGGAACUCUUCGACCCCAUCAUUGAGGACCGGCACGGCGGCUACCAGCCCAGCGAUGAGCACAAGACGGACCUCAACCCAGACAACCUGCAGGGCGGCGAUGAUCUGGACCCCAACUACGUGCUGAGCUCUCGGGUGCGCACCGGCCGCAGCAUUCGCGGCUUCUGUCUCCCCCCGCACUGCAGCCGCGGGGAGCGCCGCGCCAUCGAGAAGCUGGCAGUAGAAGCCCUGUCCAGCCUGGAUGGAGACCUGUCAGGCAGGUAUUACGCGCUCAAGAGCAUGACCGAAGCGGAGCAACAGCAGCUCAUCGACGACCACUUCCUCUUCGACAAGCCCGUGUCGCCUCUGCUGCUGGCCUCCGGCAUGGCCCGCGACUGGCCGGAUGCUCGCGGCAUAUGGCACAAUGACAAUAAGACUUUCCUGGUGUGGAUCAACGAGGAGGACCACCUGCGGGUCAUCUCCAUGCAGAAGGGGGGCAACAUGAAGGAAGUGUUCACCCGAUUCUGCACUGGCCUCACCCAGAUUGAAACUCUCUUCAAGUCUAAGAACUACGAGUUCAUGUGGAACCCUCACCUGGGCUACAUCCUCACGUGCCCAUCCAACCUGGGCACUGGACUGCGGGCAGGUGUGCACAUCAAGCUGCCCCACCUGGGCAAGCAUGAGAAGUUCUCGGAGGUGCUCAAGCGCCUGCGGCUUCAGAAGCGAGGCACAGGCGGUGUGGACACGGCUGCUGUGGGUGGAGUUUUCGACGUCUCCAACUCCGAUCGCCUGGGCUUCUCCGAGGUGGAGCUGGUGCAAAUGGUGGUGGAUGGAGUGAAGUUACUCAUCGAGAUGGAACAGCGGCUUGAACAGGGUCAGGCUAUCGACGACCUUAUGCCUGCCCAGAAGUGAAGCCUGGCCCUCACCACCACCAGCCUGCUGCUUCCUAACCUAAUACCCGGGCAGUGCCCGCCAUGCAUCCCUGAUGUUUGCCGCCCGGCGGCUGAGCCCUUAGCCUCGCUGUAGAGACUUAUGUUGCCCUGGGUAGAGUUUAUUUUUUUGAUGGCUAAGCUGUUGCUGACACUGAAAUAAACUAGGGUUUGGCCUGCCCUAUGUCUCAUGA